UGCAUAAAACAAUCUAAACCUUUACGUUGUAAGCAUCAAAAAGUUUAAUAUAUUUCAUUUAAAGGUUGUCAGCCAGGGAAUUGGAUUAUUGAUGACUGGAAACUGGCUGAUGACAUUUAACCUGAUGAGUACUUAAUAUUAAGGGGAACUUGUACUAUUUUCAGUAGUUGAGAAAUGGCCAAUGUAUGACACACCCUUAUUUUUAACGAGACCUAUAAAAUGUACAUGCUGUAAUACACAACCAUUAACUGUUUUAAUUUGAACUUUCCACAGGUUUGUUCCUGUACCUUUGUUUCAUGUAUGAUUGAGAAAAAUCAGAAGGUCAGAUGGGUUAAUAUGAUCAUGAUCGAUGCCAAGCUUUGGCUGAUCAGAUACAUUUAAAGUAAGAGGAAAGUAACGGCAAGUUUACGUUUGGUUUUAACAAGCACAUAACCUCCGAUUUGCUUGGGGUUUUUGAGUGCAGUUUCUCUUUGCUGUAGAUUUGGAGGUAUUUUUAAAGGCAGUUAUGAAUUAUGCACCUCGUCAAUAUUUUUACUGGAUCUGGCUCUGCGUUGAAGGGCCUACGCCUGUUUGUGAACUUACCCAGUGGGGUUAUGGGUAUUGGAGGUGGUUGGGGGGAGGGAGAAUUUCAGUAAUCCUAACUGAAAACAGGCUGUAUGGUGUGAGGUGUACUUUCCCCCUCCUCACCCUGUGGAAAUGGACACUGCUGAUGUAUUUAUAGACUAGGCAAACAGUAAAGAGCUGUUUCUUAAGACAGAGGAGGUCACAUGUAUUCGUCAUAACUGAUAUCAGAGUCUAAGAGCUUCUGGUGCGUCACAUUGUGUCCAGUGCUUUUAAGCAGUUAAGACGUCUAAAGAAGCUAUACCGAUGACAAGAGUGUUUUGAGUCCAGUCCCAACCAGAGACUGUUAUCAGGUGAAACUGUGCUACAAUGGAGAAGCCAGUCUUACAGACGCAGCAUUCCGUGCUGCCAUUCUUCGAUACAGCCCAUGCUGUCAACCUGCUGCGGGGCAUUCAUGAGCUGCGUGCUGAGCGUAAGUUUUUCGAUGUGACCCUGUGCGCUGAGGGAAAGGAGUUCCACUGCCACCGGACAGUUCUGGCCGCUGCCAGUAUGUACUUCCGCGCUAUGUUUGCUGGUACUCUCCGUGAAAGCGCUAUGGACAGAGUGGCACUACAUGAGGUCUCGGCUGAGCUGCUCGGCCUUCUUGUAGACUUCUGCUAUACAGGUCGUGUGACCGUCACAUGUGACAAUGUGGAUGUGCUGCUUAAAGCGGCUGACCUGUUUCAGUUCCCGUCCGUCAAGGCGGCAUGCUGCGCUUUCCUGGAGCAGCGCCUUGACGUCUCCAAUUGCCUGGAGAUCCAGGACUUUGCCGAGGCGUAUGCCUGCAGUGAGUUGGCCACCAGUGCCCGGCGCUUUGCGCUCAACAACAUUAUGGAACUGGCCAAGGGCCAGGAGUUUGAGCGUCUGCCCUGGAAGCGCCUGCUGGAACUAAUGUCAGACGAUGGGUUACGUGUGGACAAGGAGGAAACGGCUUACCAGAUAGCGGCACGCUGGGUUAAGGCUGACCCAAGGAGAGGGCUCCAGUACUGGCCUGAGCUCCUGCAGCAGGUACGCUUGCCCUUCGUUCGACGCUUCUUCCUGCUUGCCCGCGUUGAGAGCGACCCACUCGUCUAUCUGACACCAGAGUGUCUGCGCUUGGUGGGCGAGGCUCGCAGCUUCCAGUCUGGAGAGUACGACCGGCAUGACCGUCCGUGCCAGCGAAUGCGCCCUCGUCCUUCGACAGGUCUCGCUGAGAUCCUAGUCGUGGUGGGAGGUUGUGACCAAGACUGUGAUGAACUCGUAACCGUCGACUGCUUCAACCCACAGACAGGCCAGUGGAGAUACCUGGCUGAGUUUCCUGACCAUCUUGGAGGAGGCUACAGUAUAGCCGCACUAGGCAAUGAUAUGUAUGUCACAGGCGGCUCGGAUGGUUCGCGCCUCUACGACGGCGUGUGGCGCUACAACUCGAGCGUGAACGAGUGGACCGAGGUGUCGCCCAUGCUUAAAGCACGCGAGUACCACAGCUCCUGUGUGCUGAAGGGCCAGCUCUACGUGGUGGCCUCGGACAGUACGGAGCGCUACGACCACGCACUGGAUUGUUGGGAGCCGCUGGCAUCCAUGCUGCACCCCAUGGACAACUGCUCGACAACAACAUGCGGUGGCCGUCUCUACGCCAUCGGCUCUCUAACGGGUGAAGAUACCAUGGCCAUCCAGUGCUAUGAUGCCGACACUAACCGCUGGAACCUGGUCAACUGCGGCCAGAUGCCGCCCUGGUCCUUCGCCCCCAAAUCAGUGACUCUCAAUGGACUCAUCUACUUUGUGAGGGAUGACUCUGCAGAAAUUGACACCUAUGAUCCACAGAAGAACGAAUGGGACAAGAUUAGCCCAAUGAACCAAGUACACGUGGGUGGCAGCGUGGCGGUUCUGGGAGGCCGCCUCUAUGUGUCUGGUGGCUAUGACAACACGUUUGAGCUGUCUGACGUGGUGGAGGUGUACGACCCCGGCGCUCGCUCGUGGAACCUGGCCGGCCGCCUCCCCCAGCCCACUUUCUGGCAUGGCAGUGUCAGUAUCUUCCGCCAGUUCAUGCCCCACGUUCCCAGUACAUUUGAGCCAGUCGACAUACCCGAGGCAGACGACAUCCACCUGCACCGCCACCACCGCCACCACCAGGCUCUUCAAGAGCUCAACAACGAGCUCAACCAGAACCACCGCAAUCGGGAGGUGAACCCGGCACACUGAUGACACUGCCAAACUCGAUAUUAAUUACGCACUUUACCACAUAUUCACCUCAACCGGAGAGCGAGGAACGUGAGCGGACAGUUCCUUAUUCUCUCCUUGUUUGCUUCUCUAAAUUCUCAUUACCGUUUCGCUUGGGGCAGUCGUGUCUGGGAUUUGUGCUUACACCAGCAUGAUUCUCGCCACAAUACUACUAUCUUCAAUAUUAAAAUGAAAUGAAAUGGAACCGCAUGUUGUACACUAGCCAAAAAAAUAAUACUUCAAAAUAGCUGGAAGUAAUUUGGUAAAAGCACUGUGAUGCUUUAAUAACAAUACAUAUGUGUGUGUUUUUGUUUUUUUUUUGUUUUUUUAAUGCACAUCUUCAUAACAAGCACUUGAUCUGAAACUUUAGCACAGUCUUUUAUUUAAAGUAAUGUAUUUUCAAUUCUGUGACUUUGUACAUCAUGAUGCCUUGUUUGAAACGUGCUAGAAUUAAGGAACGCUAACAUUAGAUCAUUAGAUCACAGAUAUUCAGUGUUAAUAUUUAUUUAGUGACGAGUCAGCCAGUAUGCAGAAGCCACGUGGGUAAAAGUAAUUGCAGCCUAUUGUUCUUCAGCUUGUACGAUUAGCAUUAGCAGCAAAACCCUAAAGGAAUUGUUUUCUGAGACGCAAAUCACCCUACAGAAUGCAUCAAACUGCAUUUCAGUGAACAGGCUGCUUUAAAAGCUAUAAAAACCUAGCCUGUGCUAUAAAUGUGGAAAAUAAUACAUAGUCAUGUGAAAAAGUAAGUACACCCCAUGGAAAUUUGUUUUUAGUUUUUGUUACAUAUUUGGACAAGCAAACAUUUGAUCCUCUUUGAAACAGUGUCUAUUAAUAAAGGUGAUGCACUUUAUCAAAUAUCACACAAAACUGACAUUUUGUAUCACACCUUCAAAUCCAUACAGUUAGAAUCAGGUGUUUAAGAUCGGGUGCCAGUGAUCAGAACCUGCUUAGGGAGUGUCUUAUUUAUAUCCCUCUCAUAUCUAGUGUCUGGUGUUCCCUUUGAUAUUGAGGUGUGGGGUGUCAUCAUACCAAGAUCUAAAGAGUUCUGUAAGGCCUUCAGAAAAAAGGUUGUGAAUGUCUGAGUCUGGCAAGGGAUUUAAAAAGAUCUCCAAAUUAUUUGAAAUAGAUCAUUCCGCUGUAAGGAAAAUAAUGUACAAAUAGCACAGAUUUCAAACGAAUGCCAAUUUGUUCAGGACUGGCCGUCCCGGCAAAUUCAGCCCAAGAGAAGACCGUCUGAUGCAAAAAGAAGUCUCCAAGAACCCCAGAAUUUCAUCACAGGAUCUGCUAGUAAGUCUUGAAACUGUUGGUGCAUGCUUCUACAAUCAGAAAGAGAUUGCACAAAUUUGACCUGCAUGGGAGGCGUGCCAGGAAAAAGCCUUUGCAAGAGUACAGUUUACCAAUGAGCUUAUAGACAAAGUCUGUGCAAGAAAACCCUCAUGGUUUUGGCAACUGAAAGAAUAUUGCAUGGAAGAGUGCUCAAAAAUUCCAGCAAGCCUGGCGGACAAUUAUGCAAAACGCCUACAAGCAGUUAUUUCUGCUAAAGGGGACAAUACUAGCUUCUGAGGCCAAGGGUGUACUUAAUUUUUCCACAGAAGAAUAUCACAUCUAUUAAUAUUUCUGUUGAAAGUUAAUUUUCUUUGUGGUUUUGUUCAAGUACAUCAGCUUCAUUAAUAGGUGCUGUUUCAAAGAUGAUCAAAUGUUUGCUUGUCCAAAUAUGUCAAAAACGAUUUUCAUGGUCUGUAUUUAUUUAUUCACAUGACUAUAUGCACAUCAUAUUACACUAUUUAAAGACGUACAGUAGCAAUUCCAAAAAUGCCCUGGAUGAACUUGUUGAUUCUGGAACUGAAAGUGUGGCGCACAGAAGCUCAUGUCAGUCACCAGAGCUCUGCUUGUAGCUCAAUGUGUGGAGGAUGCUAUGUUUACAGCAGCCUCUGGGAGGCGUUUUUGUGUGUUUGUUUGUUCAUUUGUUUGUUUUUAUCAUAAGAGAUUCAGUUGACUUUUAGAUUUGAUUUGAUCUAGUCUGAAAUAUUUUCAGACUAACAUAGUCCAUUAAACCUCCUUUCUUUACCGUCCUGACUAGUGGAUAACUCCCCCACCAGCAACUAGUGAAUGCAUUGGUUCACUAAACUAUGCAACCCCGUAGUGCUUAAUGGUUGGUACGAGGUGUUUGUGAAGUUUGGUUUUUGCGAACCACCUCCACUUUACAUCUCGGCUAAUAAUUCCAGAAAUGCUAAGGUUUGUUCAAAUGUAGCAGUCGUUGUAGUCAAAGGAUGUUCUUUUCUUCUUUUCUUGGCAACCCUUCCAUAAAAGCAAGAUAUAAUCAGCAUUGUUCAGCUAUGAGAGUUAUGAACUUCAACAUCUAAGGCCUGAAGGUGCCUAGAUGUUGCUCUUGAUUUCUUUGAUUAUCAAACAGUCUGGCCUUGGUGUGAAUUUGCUAAGUCCUAGUCCUGAGAAGAAAGUCUUGAAUGUUUUUAGUUUGUUAAGAAUUCUUCUUAAUAUACAGUAGAUGGUGCUAUGGAUGCUUCCCAGAUUGCUAAACAGCAAGCUGCUGGAAUGUUUUUUUCAUGGCAUGGUAUGAAUUUAAGUUGGAAUGAUCUAGACCAGGGGUGGGCAGUCUUAUCCGGAAAGGGCCGGUGUGAGUGCAGGUUUUCAUUCCAACCAAGCAGGACGCACACCUGAUUCCACCUGUUUAAUCAGUUGAUCUUGGCUUUCAAUAGAUUUAGGCAUGGCUUUUGCUUGGUUGGGAUGAAAACCUGCGCCCACACCGGCCCUUUCCGGAUAAGACUGCCCACCCCUGAUCUAGCCUGUCAAGAGUUUUGCUUUUAUAGACACAGCCAAAUUUUCUUGAUCAUCAGCUAAUCAACUGUGUGUGAUGAUUAGCAGUUCCUUCUUCUUCUUCUUCUCGAUUACCAAAAUUUAUGCAGACACACAGAGGGUAUUUAUUUUUGCCCAUGCUCCGUACAGGAGUUCAGAGUUUUUUGGUGAGUUUUGUGGCCAAAAUGCUCCUUUUUUUUUUUUUUUUUUUUUUCAAAAAAUGUAUUUAUUUAUAUAUCAUCCUUUAUUUGGCUGGGGGCAGAAAACUAAAAUCGCAGUUGCACGAAAUUGUUUUGCACGGUCUUUCGCAGUGAUGUUUGUUGGUAAAUGAGAACUUUUUAGCUGUACCCAUGUCCAACGCACGUGAAUCGAAGAGGGAUUUGGCUGGACGCGCAUUGUGAUCUGCGGUAAUUUUGAAAAAAUUCAAGCUCCUCGGUAUAUUGCAGAGUUUGUUUAAUUUUGCGUUCAAUUCUGCGAUGGCAAAAAUCACAAAAUCCUGGAGGGACUGAUUGUACUGUUGCAUGUUGGCUGACGUGUAUCAAAUUUUCUAUGUGGAUUGUCCAGAAAACACAGUAGCCCUAGGACAUAUUCCAGUGUAUGUCGCAAAUAAGGCUGGGUGAAUAUGUAAUGAUAAUGUAAUAUUACUGUACCGCAUUGUAGACAAAAUACGGUUGUCCUAAUGUGUGAAUACAGAGAACGCUACAGGUCCUUGGUUGUACUGGUUUUAAAUUUUUUCGUUCACUGGCGUGAUGUAUCUCUGAGUCAUAAAUGCCAUUUCUGAACCAUAAAUGUUGGCACCUCUGUUACAAUUAGUAUUGUUUUUCAGAUGUACACGUUCAGUAUUAUAAAUAUAAAUACAAAAAUCUUUACGAAGGAAAAGAAAAUCCACGCCUUGAUGUACAAACAUUAAUCUGGCAGGAAUCGUGCCCCCCACACUGACCCAAGCCUUGGUACUGGAGCCGUGUACAUUUGCAUUGCAUGUUACUCCGUAUACUAGAAGGAGACGGGUUGGAGACUCGUUAUGAAGUAGUGCCUAGUGAUCCAUACCUUGGGAACCGAAUAAGCAAACCACAGCUGUUUUUUUUUGUUGUUUAUUUCGGUUUGUUUGUUUGGUUUUUUUGGCGGGGGGUUCCCUCUGCAUUAAGAAUUUAAUCCAAAGCAUUGUGACAAACAUCAUCGUGACUCUAGACUUUCCAAACGAUGAGGGGUUGGAUCACUCCAUUUAGCCAAAUUUGGAUUGCACUGUGGAGAAAAAGAAUUGCGUCUACUAUUUUUCAGAUCUGUUUCUCGUCCUACUUUCUGCCUGGACAUACAAGACAAUCUAUUAUGCAUGAAGUUUUGUGAACAAAUGUCUCAAUCAUAUUUCGUUACUAAGUUUUAUUUAUGAAUGUGUAGAUAUUUGUUGUUAAGGAAGGUGUGAAAACAGUACACGAAGACACGGUGGUGUUUUCGCUCUUUGAUUUUCUCGACAUCUUUCCCUAUGCUGUUAAAAAAAAAAAAAACUGGAAGUAGUCGUUCGCUAAUCUCUUCUCGAGCAGACAUUGUGUGUUUUUUAUUACUAAUAAUUAUGAUUAUGUACUCUAUGCACAAACGGUACUUGUUACUUUAUUUUUCUUACAAUGUUUUAGUUUUGGUUUGUGGCCAAAAUCAAUUUUACCAUAUCAGGCCUUGUGUUUUUGGUUUGUGUAGUGAUGUCUGUAAGUGUGAUGAAGGAAUAAACUGCAAGCAGGA
This is a messenger RNA of Ictalurus furcatus (blue catfish), 7341 nucleotides long. RefSeq names its product kelch-like family member 21 (gene klhl21). The transcript is spliced from 5 exons. Gene Ontology annotation, molecular function: protein binding. The record is from RefSeq and is a predicted model, not a curated record. Gene Ontology annotation, biological process: protein ubiquitination. Bases 931 to 2778 code for a protein of 615 amino acids. Lineage: Eukaryota; Metazoa; Chordata; Actinopteri; Siluriformes; Ictaluridae.